AUGCCGGAGUUCAAGUUUGAGUAUGAGGCUUAUUUCAAAAGCGAGAUGAAGAGUGGCGACGACUUUCUGGCAUUCUACGACCAAGUAGACAUUGUAGAUUUUGCGUACAACAAGGAGCUGGAGCUUUUUACAUACCCCUGCCCGUGUGGAGACGUGUUUGUGAUUUCUCUCGAUGAUCUAAGGACGGGAGAGACAAUAGCACGAUGCAGCUCGUGUUCGUUGCUUGUGCAGGUGGUGUAUGGCGAGAAAGAUAUUGCAAAAUACGGGUAA
Messenger RNA from Vittaforma corneae ATCC 50505, 270 nucleotides. RefSeq lists its product as uncharacterized. Gene Ontology annotation, molecular function: metal ion binding. Bases 1 to 270 code for a protein of 89 amino acids. Gene Ontology annotation, cellular component: cytosol; nucleus. The record is from RefSeq and is a predicted model, not a curated record. The transcript has a single exon. Gene Ontology annotation, biological process: protein histidyl modification to diphthamide; tRNA wobble uridine modification. NCBI's taxonomy places the organism in Eukaryota, Fungi, Microsporidia, Nosematidae.